Pyricularia oryzae 70-15 is the source of this 5487-nucleotide messenger RNA. RefSeq lists its product as uncharacterized. The transcript has 2 exons. Gene Ontology annotation, biological process: establishment of spindle localization; nuclear migration along microtubule; mitotic spindle orientation checkpoint signaling. Bases 1429 to 4866 code for a protein of 1145 amino acids. Gene Ontology annotation, cellular component: cell cortex; spindle pole body; mating projection tip. The record is from RefSeq and is a predicted model, not a curated record. NCBI's taxonomy places the organism in Eukaryota, Fungi, Ascomycota, Sordariomycetes, Magnaporthales, Pyriculariaceae.
GCUGAGUAUUCCUCGCUAAACUCGCCGUUGGAUAUGGUCCACAAUUAUUACUAUCCUUUGAUGAAGUUGCUUGGUUUUCCUCGAGAUCAAGUGCAUACCGACUGACAGUCCGAGAUUCAAGCUUCAGAGGUUUGGGAGUCUGAACUAUCAACCGACAGUAAGAGAACACCUAGAACAGGUCUACAGUACACCUAGUUCUAGUCACUGUGAAAGUUCAAAUCAAAAGAUCCAAACACCAAGCCAUGUGCCCGCCCUCCACUAUCUUACAUCAGCACGUAACCUGGCCCGAGACGCGAUUUUGGAGUUCAUACACACGCGACUUCCUAUUCUUGGUCGUUUACGUUUCAUCUUGGGCGCAGAACGGUUUGCGACAGGACUUUAGUUCUAGAACUAGAAGGCUCUCUCAGAUCCGGAGCCCUACUCAAGCAUUCGAUCGGCAACGCGACACAUAUAACCAGGGGAGGGCCAGGUUCGCCGAAUCGACCGAUUACCCAGAAAGGGGCAGACACAAAUCAAUCAUGAAUGUAAACCGUCGUGGUGCCGCUUGUGCAAGGUGAUGUGCAAUGCCGAUGUUGUGACUCGUCCCGCCGUAGUACUGCGUUCUGCUUUCCUCGUCGAGCUUGGCCGAAGAAGCCCAGUACACGGACAUUGGCCUCGAGGUUAUUUUCCGAGACCCAGCAAACAAGUUGUGGCUACCCGUCAAUCAAUCAAUCAACCGUGCUGCUUCCAAUUAAAGGUCAUUCAUUGCCAGGCAAGCACUUUUGAAGCUCUCCCGCAAUUCUGAGACGCCGACACUCUGGAGGAAUUCAAGCUACUUACUAUUAUUACGAAUUAUUCUUGGUCUAGCUUCUUGCCGGCCGCGAAUACCUCAACCAUACGUCACUCUCUCACUUUUUAAAUCACUUUCGCGCGCUUCCUUCGCAACGACUCACUUUCUUCUGGCUUGACUUUGUUAGCCUCAUCCAGUCCUGCGCCAGCGCAAAGCGCCACGAGCUAGUCAUCCUAUUUGAGGAAGGAAAAAAAAAGGAUACAAAAAGCAGUGCAUAGCUUGACAACUCAGCAAAACCAUUACUCACAUUUACCCUGUCUAUUUUCCUCUUUGAAGCAGACAAUCAUCUUUUUUAGACCAGUGCGUGCAAUCCAUUCGCUGAGUCCCGACUUUUUCUGCAGCAAAGUGGAGCGCGUCCAGCAAUCCGUCACUUCUCAACUUGGUUUCCUGCACGUGUAACGAACGGUACGGCAGCGCCACAAGUUACAACAGCAGGAAACAGCGGUCGCUGGCGGUCAGACUCUGGGCCGACCGACCAGCGCUUCGAACCCCACGGACCAAGCCUGGGUGUGCUGGUAUUAGCUUUUGGGAUCGGAUCAGAUCGAGCUCCGACCUCACACGACGAAGCUGCUGCUCCAUGGUAGCAGCAGGGUAAAUGAAUGAGCGCAACCUAUGUUACAGCUUCCGUCGGAGGCACAUCUGAUCCCGAUGCACAACAAAAACAACAAAAACAAGAGCCGCCAAAGUCGGACGAUAAUGCCGUUCAGAGUUUAGAGGCGCCCGAGCCAGCCGGUAGCCUCAGCACAUCAAGAGCUGCUAACCAGCCGCCUUUUGAAUCAGACCAUGGCCUAUCAUUCGCUGAUCUUCCACCAGACUUGGCUGAGCUCCGCUUCUCUGAGUACCCGAACCAGCAUCCUGGACUUUUGCCAACAAUUUAUCCCAGGCAACAACAAAAACAACAGCCCGAUAAUAAACACAACGACGUCAACGUAAACGACAACCUCGACAACACCAUCCACAAUCACGAAUCACUUAAUGCCGCCGCCUUCCUGCAAAACAACAUCACCGCCCCAGUGAUCGUCCAUCAACCGCCAGAUAUUGAUACACAACCACCGCUUGCAUGCACUGAUGUAGAUGCACUCGACGAUUCUUCUUCUCAAACAUCACAACAACAGAGUUCCGUUUCACCCGCACGAAUCACUGCACGAAGACCCUCGCCGGGCUUGGCCGCACGAUUAAAAGCCCUUGGCUUCGGCUCCAGCAACCCCCAGAAAGAAACCCAAUCCGCUGCCGCACUACGGGCUGAAGCUAUCGGCCGCCUCGACGAAGAACAGCUUCGCCAGCUUGAUCAAGGCCACCAGGCCGGGUCUGAAGCACCGAUUGUUGAACGACGCGGCAGACCGUGGAAAGGCGCACUCGUUCGCAUCCCUUCCAAGGCCAGUCUGAAGGGGCUGAAAUUCAGGUCUAGCAAAAGAAGCCCAAGCUUGGUUUCGCAUUCGGACACUGAAGUUGCUGCCAGUCCAGCUGCAGCUGUGGCCCCGGAGGUCCCAGAGGGCCCUGAACUGCUCCCAGAGAUUGACACAGUGCCUGAGCUAGCCAUGGAUACGAACAAGUUUCGACUGCCAGAUCACUCCAACGGCAAUGGAACCAAGUGUCAGCCCGAGACACGUCAACAGCACAUCGAUAGGGAUAGCAGCACCAUCAUGUCACCGACUACUCCGGAUGACGAGAGGCCGCCUCCGCCUCCAAAAGACUCACCACCCCUAUCAUCAGUAACCACACCCGCCACCGACUUCAGCCAAGAAAUCCAUUUCAACCCGUUGGGCCUGCAGCGACCAGGGUCGAUAUACACGCUGUCCCGCGCCUCAUUUUCGAACCAGCUGGCCCAACUAACAUCCCUCCAGCUUCCUGAUGCCAAUUCUUUGUCGGAAAAGGUGGCUGCCAUAUCAACGGCCCAGGCCGCUGCAAGAGCACUGAUCGGUGCAGCCGAGCAGAUUAGGAACUGGAUCUCGAAAGCUUCCGAGGUCAUCAGCGGCUUGGACAGCGACGAUGACGUCGAGUGGUCGGCUGCGGGUGGCAGAGAAGGUCUGGAGGAGGUGGAGAGUGCCAUAAGUCGGUUUGAAAGCCUGAUCAAGGUCUAUCUCUCUGCCAUUGAAGCGCUAAACAAUCGGCCCGAUGUUGGUUCGGUUGCUCCCGAAGACCUUGCCAGGACUGUCAUGCAGAUGGAAUCAAUCACUAAAGAGUGGGCCAACAUCCACGUCACGUUGAAUUCGGUCAAAGGCCAGGUUGAGAUUGCUAUGGAGUGGGAGGAGCUAUGGAAUAUGGUGCUGGGAGAUAUCCAGAACGAGAUGGACGAGCUUUGCAGGCUUGUUUUUGAGAUGGAGGAACGGCGACAUAAGUCCAUGCUGGCAGUUGCUAACAGCCAAGAUAAUGUCGACAUCGGGGACUUGGAGACGAUAGUCGAGGAGACGCCUCCCGCAGCCACAAGGCUACAAGCUGCUAAGAGCCAUCGGUUCAGCCUACCAGCUUUCCCCGCCAGCCCUAGCUCGCCUGGCGUACCAAGUUUGACCCAGGAUGACUCGAGCCUACUGGCUUUGUUUGCGAGGAUGCAGCCAUUGCGUGCCUCGUUGGAUUUCCUCCCCAUGCGACUCUCUGUUUUCGCGGCAAGGGCUGAAAGGACAUUCCCAAGCGCCGCUGAAGAGCUCGAAAUGCGAAGAGAAGACUUGGACAACAGCUACAAGAAGCUUGAGAAGGAUGCUGAGAAUCUGCGCAAAGAGCUGGGCGAGGACCGUUGGAUUCUAGUCUUUCGCGGUGCGGCCCGACAAGCACAAAAGAUGUACGAAUCUGUUGAGCGUAGUGUCUCCAAGAUCAAGGAGUGUGUGGACGCCGGCCUGAACUUGACGAACCCUGCCUUGAUGGGCAAGAAAAUCGAGAGCUACGAAGCGAAGAAGACACAUUACAGCCCUGCAAUUGAGCGUGUUCUCUCAAUCAUCGACCGUGGAAUCAAGGAUAGAUUGACAGUCAACGGGGAGAUUGUACGACUGCAUACAGAACUCCAAACCAAGUGGGACGAGCUGAGAGAUCGCAUGCGUGAGAUGGAUCUCUCCUUGGACGAACUCACAAUGGACGAUAAAGGGCAGGCUCUUCGGGACUCGAUAUCAACUAUGCUUUCAAACGACAUGUCCGGGCUUGGAAGUGGGCACGAAACGCCCCAGAGCUCGCCGCCGUCAUCAGUAAUAAUGUCGAAUCUGGGCCUCGAGACCCCGACCUCGAAGAUUUUGAACAAACGAAGGUCUGCGUCCGGCAACGCCAGCGCUCUCCCGAUGCCAACGAACCGGAGGAGCAUGUCUGCUGUUGCCCCCUCGCAGCAGCAGCAGCCUCGAAAGCCGCUCUCAAGACUGUCAACCACGGGGGGUCUUGGCAGGGACAACUCAUUAACACCCAUGGCGAAGACUCGAUCAAGCAUCGCCCGCCCGUCCAACAACCCCCUCCCUAACCGGCCCCGGUGGAAUUCUUCUGUUAACGGCGUAGAUACCGGCCAUAACUUUAAACCAUUGGCGGUUGAGCCACAGAGCACCCCAUCUCCCCGCUCCAGCGCCAGUAAAAUGCCGCUUCGUAGCCCUCUAAGUGGUCGUGCAGGCUCCGCAUCGCCCAUGCCCGACGUAACACCUUCUAAGCCUCCUAGCAGCCAUAGCCGAUACUCAUUCCGUGAGAGACUGACCUCUCCUGGUCCGUACUCGCAGCAGGCUGUUGCAGCAUCGAGGAUGAACCAGCCACGCCUGACAGCCCAAUCAUCUUCUUCGUCUUCAUCCGCUUUGAGCAACCGCAGGUCGUCUCUCCAACCACCGGGCCGGCCUAAGGUCGAUGCGCCUCUUGGCACCAGCCCUGUGCGUCCAGCCAGCUCUAUGGCCACAUCAAAUCCGCGCCGGACUAGUGCUUUGCCGCAAAGCAGUGGAGGAGGUACGGGCCUUUUCAGGGACGGAGUGACCAGGAGUGUCAGCGUCUCAGGCCGCAAUACACCUUCAACGCAGCGGGCGUCAUUACGCAAGAGCCAGACGGAGAAGACAACGGAUUCCAAGCCAAGAUGGAAAUUCUAAGCUCAUGUCGUAUGAUACGUCGCAAGCUCGGAAGCUUAUUUGAGUUCAAUAUCUUCAUUUUGCGCGGCGCCCUUUAUCUACACUCUUAUCACGAUCUUCAUCACGGGUGCAAUACGCCCAAGACAAGCUAUCGUUGCGCCUACACGCUCAAGAACUUCUCUUUUUUUCACAUGUACAGGGACGGAUUGUGGACACCUAUCAAGUUCGAAAUUGCAUUUCACAGAUCAACGAGGUAUCCAACAGCAUCUUCAGUACCCUCAAUCUUGCACACGGCUUCUCCGAUCUUAUCUUGAACUUUCACCUGUCGAGAUACCCAUCCAUAUACCCAGCCCUAAAAUACCAUAUCCUGAAUUUUGCCAGAGAAAUUUACAUCUCUGACUGUUUUAUAUCGUGGAGCGUCGCGGUUUGACACUUGAGAGGCGGAAACUCGAUGCAAGCGAGUACAGUGAGAUAAUGAGCGCGUUUGUUAUCAGUUGUUUUCAUCUUGAACGGAGCCCUGGACGGACCGGAUACCCAUAAAUAUCAGUUUUUUAGCAAUAUCGUAAUCGUACAACACCCACAGAAAUGUAAACCUUUUUAUCCUAGUAAGAGUGGCACAAUUCCAUCCAAGCCUGUUAUCUC